Molecule: messenger RNA, 1755 nt
Organism: Ananas comosus (pineapple)
Lineage: Eukaryota; Viridiplantae; Streptophyta; Magnoliopsida; Poales; Bromeliaceae
Product: probable serine/threonine-protein kinase PBL23
Exons: 5
Coding region: 359-1630 (423 amino acids)
Biological process (GO): protein phosphorylation
Molecular function (GO): protein kinase activity; ATP binding
Source: RefSeq, a predicted model, not a curated record
AAAAUAAAAAUUGAAAUCUAAAAUUAGAUUUACUAUCUGUAAUGGAGAUGAAGGAAACCGCGUUCGCGGUUUCUAUUCAUUGGUGACAUUUUCAUAAAAGAAGAAAAAGAAGCUACCAAAAAUAACUAAUAAUCUCUUAACACAAUUCUUUUUUCUUUUCUUUUUUUUUCCUUUUUUUUGGGUUCUCCUUCAUCACCAUAUCCAAUUCUCAAAAAUUUGUCCCUAUUUCCUUGAUAAUUUGUGACUGAUUCGAUUCGGAGCAUUUAUAAAUUUGUGCUUUUCUUUGAUUUUGGUGUUUGAAAAAUUGAGGUUUGGGAAGGGGAAUUGUGUGAGGAGAAAGAGAUCAAGGGGUAAUUAAAUGGGCUUCUUAUGUUGCUUUAGAUCAUCGAAGCGAAACGUCGACGAAUCUCUGGCGAAGGCCGAGGAGGGUUUCGAAAGGAACAAUCUCGCGUCCCUCGUCAACAAUAUCUCAACUGAAUCAGAUGCUUGCAAGCAUCGCAAUGUAGCCGAAGAAAUCCUGAAAAUCGGCAACGGAAAUAACUCAGCUCGAGUUUUCACCUACGCUGAGCUCGCAGCUGCAACGAAGAACUUCAAAGCUGAAUCCCUACUCGGAGAAGGCGGAUUCGGAAGAGUGUAUAGAGGACACCUCGACGAUACGAAUCAAGACAUUGCAGUUAAGCAGCUCGACAAGAACGGCUUGCAAGGGAACCGAGAGUUCCUCGUCGAAGUAUUGAUGCUUAGUCUCCUUCACCAUCCAAAUCUCGUAAAUUUGAUCGGAUACUGCACCGACGAUGAUCAGAGGAUUUUGGUUUAUGAGUACAUGCCGCUCGGUUCAUUAGAGGAUCACCUUCUUGAUCUAUCACCGAAUAAGAAUCCACUGGACUGGAACACAAGGAUGAAAAUAGCUGGAGGGGCUGCGAAGGGGCUCGAGUAUUUGCACGACAUUGCGAACCCCCCCGUCAUAUAUAGAGAUUUCAAAGCAUCAAACAUACUACUCGACGAGGAGUACAAUCCAAAGCUAUCGGAUUUUGGCCUCGCAAAGGUCGGCCCGGUAGGGGAUAAAAGCCAUGUGUCUACAAGGGUGAUGGGCACAUACGGCUACUGCGCCCCGGAGUACGCGCUCACGGGCCAAUUGACGACGAUGUCGGAUGUGUACAGCUUCGGCGUUGUGUUCUUGGAGAUCAUCACGGGGAGAAGAGCGAUAGAUAUGUCGAAGCCUUCGAGCGAGCAACACCUUGUUCAUUGGGCUGAGCCGCGGUUCAAGGACAAGAAGAGAUUCGUGGAGAUGGCCGAUCCCGCUCUCGAAGGGAAGUACCCCUUGAAAGGGCUAUACCAAGCUCUCGCAGUGGCUGCAAUGUGUCUUCAAGAGGAGGCGAGCACGCGGCCCUUGAUCAGCGACGUCGUGACGGCACUCGAGUACCUCUCGGUCUCGAACAAGGGCCCGUCGUCGAACCGGUCGAAUGAGUCGGUUCCUCCUCGGAGCUUAGAAGCCCAAGAUUCUCAAGUAGAGAGAGCUUCUGAUGGAGAUUAUGAUCAUGAGGAAGAGGAAGCAGCAGUGGUGGCAUCAUCAGAAGUGGAGAGUAAUGAAGAGUUUGGUUCUCUGAGAAGCGAAAAAAUGGUAGAGAAUUAAGGAUUAGGAAAAUUAAGAAGAGGAGAGAAUAAUUAUUGAACAUGUACAUGAGAUGCUAUUUGUAAUGCAUGUUGAGACAAUUGUAUAGAUUAAAAGCGACAGGUACCAAUUGUAUAUUCUCAGUA